Messenger RNA from Budorcas taxicolor (takin), 1572 nucleotides. RefSeq names its product UDP-glucuronosyltransferase 3A1. The transcript has 7 exons. The coding region runs from base 1 to 1572 and encodes 523 amino acids. The record is from RefSeq and is a predicted model, not a curated record. Gene Ontology annotation, molecular function: UDP-glycosyltransferase activity. NCBI's taxonomy places the organism in Eukaryota, Metazoa, Chordata, Mammalia, Artiodactyla, Bovidae.
AUGGCAGGGCAGCAGGCGCUGCUUCUGUUUGGAUUUCUACUGCCUGGGAUCCUGUUCUCAGAGGCUGCCAAAAUCCUAACUGUGUCCCUGGUGGGUGGAAGUCAUUUUCUACUGAUGAAUCAGAUCUCUCAGAUUCUUCAAGAUCAUGGUCAUAAUGUCACCAUGCUUCUCCAAAGGGGAAAUUUAUUGCUACCAGGUUUUAAAGAGGAGGAGAAAUCAUACAAAGUUUUUAACUGGUUUCUGCCUGAAGACUGUAAUGAAGAAUUUAAGAGAUCUUUUCAUUCCUUUAUGGAGAAAACUUUUGUGGGCAGAUGCAGAUUUGAACACUUUUUAAAUGUUAUGAAACUACUAGGGCACCACUGCAGUCAUUUGCUAAGGAGAAAUGAUGUCAUGAAUUCUUUAAAGGAUGAGAACUUCGACCUGGUGAUUGUGGAAAUGUUUGACUACUGUCCUUUCUUGGUUGCUGAGAAGCUUGGGAAGCCAUUUGUGGCCGUUCUCCCUUCCCCACUGGGCACUGUGGACUUUGGGCUGCCAAGUCCUCUGUCUUAUGUGCCAGUAUUCUAUUCCUUGUUAACUGACCAGAUGGACUUCUGGGGCCGAGUAAAGAAUUUCCUGAUGUUCUUUGAGUUCUUCAAGAAGCAGUGGAAAAUCCAGUCUGCGUAUGAUGACACCAUCAAGGAGCAUUUCCCAGAUGACUCUAGGCCAGUUUUGUCUCACCUGCUAACAAAAGCAGAGCUGUGGUUUGUUAACUCCGACUUUGCCUUUGAUUUUGCUCGGCCCCUGCUUCCCAACACUGUGUGUAUUGGAGGUUUAAUGUCCAAACCUGUUAAACCAGUACCACAGGAAUUUGAGAAUUUCAUCACCAAAUUUGGAGACUCUGGUUUUGUCCUUGUAAGCCUGGGGUCCAUGGUGAGUUUCAUUCGGUCCCAGGAGGUUCUCAAAGAGAUGAAUGCUGCCUUUGCUCAUCUCCCUCAAGGGGUGAUAUGGAAGUAUAACCCUUCUCGUUGGCCCAAAGACAUCAAAUUGGCCCCAAAUGUGAAAAUUGUGCACUGGCUUCCUCAGAAUGACCUUCUGGGGCACCCUCGCAUCCGCCUCUUUGUCAGCCAUGGCGGGAUGAAUAGUAUCAUGGAGGCCAUCCAACAUGGUGUGCCCAUGGUGGGGAUUCCCCUCUUUGGAGACCAACAUGAAAACCUGCUCCGAGUUAAAGCCAAAAAGUUUGGUGUCUCUAUCCAAUUAAAGCAGAUCAAGGCUGAGACACUGGCUCUGAAGAUGAAGCAAGUCAUAGAGGAUAAGAGGUACAAAUCUGCCGCAGAGGCUGCCAGCAUCAUCAGACGCUCGCAGCCCCUGACCCCUGCCCAGCGGCUGGUGGGCUGGAUCGACCACAUCCUCCAGACAGGGGGUGCAGCCCACCUCAAGCCCCAUGCCUUCCAGCAGCUGUGGUAUGAGCAGUACCUACUGGACGUCCUCUUGUUCCUGCUGGUGGUCACCCUGGGCACCAUGUGGCUCUGUGGGAAGCUACUGGGCCUGGUAGCCAGGUGGCUGUGUGGGGCCAGGAAGCUGAAGAAGGCUUGA